GGAACUGGAUAUGCAGUAAUGCAUGCUAGGCGUGAUUGAUUUUCUGAACAAUGUCGAGAAUUACUAAGUGGAAGAUUGAGAAGACAAAAGUAAAGGUGGUUUUCCGGCUCCAAUUCCAUGCUACACAUAUUCCACAAUCUGGAUGGGAUAAACUGUUUAUCUCCUUCGUUCCUGCGGACUCUGGGAAGGCUACAGCAAAGACAACCAGAGCAAAUGUGAGAAAUGGAACCUGCAAGUGGGCAGAUCCAAUAUAUGAAACUACAAGACUCCUCCAAGACAUUAAAACAAGACAAUAUGAGGAGAAGCUUUAUAAACUUGUUGUGGGGAUGGGUUCUUCACGAUCUAGCAUUCUUGGUGAGGCCAACAUCAAUCUGGCUGAUUUUGUUGAAGCCUUGAAGCCGACAGCUGUCGCUUUGCCUCUUAACGGAAGUGAGCCUGGAAUCACACUCCAUGUCACCGUGCAGCUUCUCACUUCCAAAACUGGUUUCAGAGAAUUUGAGCAGCAAAGGGAACUCAGAGAGAGGGGUCUACAGAUAACCUCUGACCAAGGAUCUCAUGAUGAAUCUGCUGAUAGCAAAGAGUCCUCUCCAGACCAGAAUGUCAAUAGUCAUAUAAAUAAGGUCAAUUCAAGAAUGAAAUUGAAAAGAGAAUCUAAAGAUCUCCCCCAUAUUUCUUCACCUGAAGGAGAAUCAGGGGUUAAUGAAGAGUAUGCAGACUCAGCUGCUGGAUUUGAUGGCUCUUCUUCUACUUCAGAAAGCAUAUAUACUGAGAAGCAUGAUAUCUCCAGUACACAUGAAGUGGACAGCCUUAAAAGUGCUAUCUCUGGUGAUUUAGGUGGACUAUCCCUCAGUCAAAGUCCUCAGCCAGAGAAAGGAGAUGCGGUUGAUAAUCAGUUUCCGUCACAGAGCAGUGAUUGGGCCCAUGGUUGGAGCAUAGAUUAUUCGGCUGCCAAUAAUGUGGCUGCUGCUUCUGAAGAUAGUAACAAUAGCAGACUUAAGGGAAAUUUAGAAGCAGUUGAGUCAUCUAUUCUUGAUCUAAAAUUGAAGGUUAGCAGUUUGCAAAAUGAUGCUGAUGAAAUAGGUGUUGAAACACACAAGUUUUCUGAGCAACUUGCUGCUGAGAUAUCAUCUGGAGAAGAGCUAGCAAAAGAGGUUGCUGUACUAAAAUCAGAGUGUUCAAAGUUCAAAGAUGAAUUUGAGCAGCUUAAAAGUUCUAAGUUAAGCUUAGCAUGUACUCUUAGAGAACCUACUGAGACAGAUCAGGAUAAAUUAUUUCAAAAGUUACAGCUUAAAUGGCUUCAGGGAAUUUUGCUCAUGGAAGAUAAGUUAAAAGAUAUUCAGAAGGUGUCUAUGGGAUUUCCUGAAAGGGAUUUUAGGUUCCUUAACUUGGAGUUAGAAGCUCUGGUUGAGAUUUUGCAGGAUCUCAAACAAGAAUCUGGAGAGCCGAUUUUGGGGAUCGAUGUUGCCAAUGGAAGAGAGAACAAGAAAAUAGAUUUGCAUAAAGGUGAGCAAUUUUUAACAGAUAUCGGGUCUGAUGCAGGUGUAUUUCAGCCUGAAAGCAUGACUCAUUAUCUUACCAUACCUGGCCUUGUUCCUCAUGAGUCUGAUUCUGCAGAUCCUACCCUUGCUAUGAAAGAGAAAAUUUUUGAACUUCUAAGAGAGCUAGAUCAGUCCAAAACUGAAAGGGAAAGCCUUGUACGGAAAAUGGAACAGAUGGAGUGCUACUAUGAAGCUCUUAUUCAGGAACUUGAGCAGAAUCAAAGGCAGAUGAUGGCUGAGUUGCAGAACCUCAGGAAUGAACAUUCGACUUGCCUAUACACAAUUUCUGCUGGUAAGACUGAGAUGGAGAGAAUGCGCCAGAAUAUGAAUGAGCAGAUAAUGAAAUUUUCUGAAGACAAGCGCAUUUUGGAAUCUCACAACAAUGAGUUUGAAAGAAGGGCUAUUUCUGCAGAAGCAGCUCUUAAAAGGGCUAGAUUGAACUAUUCUAUUGCUGUUGGUCAAUUGCAAAAAGAUCUUGAACUGCUUUCUUGCCAGGUUCUUUCUAUGCAUGAGACAAAUGAGAAUCUCAUAAAGCAGACCUUUUCUGAUUCUUCACUUCCAAAUACUGAGGGUUGCCCAGAACCCAUGAAAUAUCCUAAAAAUUCAGAAGGUCAUACUUCCAAUCUAUUGCUAUGCCAAAAUCAGAGUACUUCCUUGCAUAGACAACAUUUUGGUGAAGCCAUUUUACUAACCGAUUUGAAAAGAUCACUUCAGUUACAAGAGGGUUUAUACAAACAGGUUGAAGAAGAAAUCUGCCAAAUGCAUUUUGUAAAUAUAUACUCAGAUGUGUUUUCUAAGGCUCUACAUGAAACAUUGCUUGAAGCAAGUCUUGAUAUUCAACUCAUGAAAGAGGAAAUUGUUCAACUCUCUAAGCAGCUGCUGCUCUCAAAUGAAUCCAAUGAGUUACUGGUGCUGAGGCUGCAGAAUGCUAUGAAUGAUAUCCUCUCGCUAAAUGAGUACAAGGAGAUUUGCACAGCAAAGAGCAAUGAUAUUGCUCACCAGAACCAAAUUUUAGAAGCAAAUUUAAAAGAUCUUGCUCUUGAAAAUAAUCUUCUUACUCAGAAAAUUAAUGAGUUGGAAGUUUUUCUGACAGAGUAUAGAAGUUGUGAGAGUAAAUACAUGGUAUGCAGUGCAGAAAAUACAGAGUUAAAGAGUUUGUUGAAAAAAGAGAGCCUUGAAAAGGAACAUCUUCGUGAUGAAAUAUCCAUUUUUCAGGAAGAGUUAAAAGCUAUCAGAACGAAAUUUGAUGAGCUGGCUUCUAUGAAGGAUAAUCUGCAGAAUGAUGUGAUAUUUUCGUCUAAUAAGUUGCAGAAAUUGCUGGCAUCGUAUGAUGAUAGAUACAGUGAACUUUCUCUUUGUAGUAGAUCUGCUUCUUUGGAUUCAGAAUGUGAAGACUUAAGAGGUCUCUUAUUGCGACUAGAAGAGCUUCAACAGAGUGCAUUUGAUAGAAUCCUGCUACUCAUUGAAGAGAAGAAAAAUUUAGUCAAUGAAAAACAUAUGGCUCAAGUAUCCUUAAGUACAGCUGAAUCACGUGUUUUAAUCAUGAAACAGAAGUUUGAGCAUGAUUUACAAGAGAUGGGAAGUAACAUAAAUGUGUCUAGUGCCCUAUUGGAGAAACUUCAAUUAGAUUUUGAGGUGCUCGUUGACAGGAUAAAGGCUGGUUUUGAAGCUGAGGAAAUUUACUCUCAACAUCACAAAGAGCUUUUGUCUGGUCUUGAUCAUUUGGAAGCUGAUCUACAACAACUUAAUUCCAGAAAUCAGGACCUUAAUCAAGAAAUUAUAAAGCUAGAUACUUCAUCUAGUGACCUAGAAAUGUGUAAGCUGACCUUAGCAGCAAUCACAGAGGAAAAGAAAGCUUUGGAGUUGUCUUUACAGGACAAAACAGAAGAAUCUGCCAAUAUUUCAUCUGAGCUUAAUUUUUUGAAAAAAAGCUUGUAUUCUCUGCAGAAUGAGAUGCAUGCUGAGAAAACUGUCAGAGAAAAAGUGGAGAAAACAGUUAUGGAUCUUACCACAGAAUUGAAUGAGAAGCAAUGCCAGCUGCAGGAUUCUGAUAUGAACAGACAAGAGUUGUUCCAUCUCAAGCAAUUGGUCAGAGACUUAGAAUUUGAGAAAUCAAGAAUCUCAGAUCUUCUACAGAAAUCUGAGAAACAUCUUAAAGAUGCUUUAAAAGAAUCUUCUUCUAUUAGUUGUCUGGAAACUCACUUAUCUGAAAUGCAUGAAUUUUCAAUAGCUACAGAUGUUGUUAUGAUUUUUACCAGAGCUCAGUUUGAGGGUCAUAUGGAGGAUCUUAUUGAGAAACUACAUUCCACUUGCAGGCAAUUGGAUGUGCUUCACAAGAAGAAUCUAGCUGUAGAAACUGAAUUGAAUGGCUGUCUUUGCAGAGAAUUGACUUGCAUUGAAGAAAAUACAACAUUGUUGACAAGUCUUGACUUCCUAAAAUCCGAGUUAGAGGCAUGUGCUGCUCAGAGUAGAGCACUAGCUGAUCAAAAUAGUGCAAUAAUAUCAGAGCUUAAGGAGCACAAGAGUAAAACAGAGAAUGUCAGCCAUACUUCUCAUGUACGUGAAAGCCAGUGUGUCCUUGAGGUUGCAAGGCUGGAGCAAUUGCUGGCAAGUUGUACCAGAGAUGCUGAAGAACUCUUUUUGUCCAAGGAAGAAGCUGAAUUCAAAUGUGUAGUUCUCCGGGCCAAAUUGAAUGAACUGGAAACUGCAAUUACUUCGCUAAAACAAUCAAAUAGUGAGCUGAUAAGGCUGCAGAACCAAUGUAAUGAGCUUACCAAGAGGCUUUCUGAACAGGUUUUUAAGACAGAGGAGUUCAAGAAUUUGUCUAUUCAUUUGAAGGAACUGAAAGACAAGGCUGAAGCUGAGUGUCUUAAUGCCCGUGAAAGAAGAGGACAUGAAGGACCACCGGUUGCUAUGCAGGAAUCUUUGAGAAUUGCAUUUAUCAAGGAACAAUAUGAAACAAAAUUGCAGGAACUAAAACAGCAACUGUCUUUGUCAAAAAAGCAUAAUGAGGAAAUGCUGUGGAAGCUACAAGAUGCAAUUGAAGAAACUGAGAAUAGAAAAAUGUCUGAAGCUUCUCAUAUAAAAAUAAAUGAAGAGCUGGGGAUGAAGAUCUUGGAAUUAGAGGCUGAGUUACAGGCUGUACUUUCUGACAAACGCAAUUUGUCAAAUGCUUAUGAUCUGGUAAAGGCUGAAAAGGAGUGCUCAGUGAUAACCCUUGAAUGCUGUAAGCAAGAAAAGCAAGAGCUUGAAGCUUCUCUUCUAAAAUGCAAUGAGGAGAAGUCCAAAAUUGAAGCAGAGCUUACAUUUGCGAAGGAAUUGACUGAGACUUUGACAUCUCAUGUCAAUGUUCUGAAUGAGGACAAUGACAUGUUCUCUUCUUCAUCGAAUCCUAAAGAGAUAUCUACUCGGGUAGCUUGCGGUCCCGAGCCAGAGAGAGCAAAUUUACUCAUCAAUAGGCAACCAGAGGACCCUCUUGCAUUUAGAGUUAUAAAUGGAUGCCAAACUCUUGGAACUGAAGAGGACUUGCAACAACAUGAAGAAAAGAAGCAUGUGGCUUUAACUGAAAGUUUGAAAUCUAGCAUUGACCACUUGAAUAAGGAGUUGGAAAGGAUGAAAAACGAGAAUUUGCUUCCUCCAGUAGAUGGUCAUAGCCACGAGCCAAGUUUCCCAGGUCUGCAAAGAGAACUGAUGCAGCUACAUGAGGCCAAUCAAGAGUUAGGAAACAUAUUCCCUUUGUUCAAUAGAAUCUGUGUUAGUGGUAAUGCAUUAGAAAGGGUGCUUGCUUUGGAGAUCGAGCUUGCUGCAGCGUUGCAGGCCAAGAAGUCAAGCAUCCAGUUUCAGAGUUCUUUCUUAAAACAACACAGUGACGACGAAGCAGUAUUCCGGAGCUUCAGGGACAUCAAUGAGCUAAUUAAAGACAUGUUAGAACUGAAGGCAAGACAUUCUGCUAUGGAAACAGAAUUGAAAGAGAUGCAUGACCGUUACUCUCAAUUAAGUCUUCAAUUUGCAGAGGUUGAAGGUGAGAGACAAAAACUCAUGAUGACUCUUAAGAAUACUCGAGCAUCCAAGAAGGCUCCAAAUUCAUCAACCUUCUUCGGGGACCAUUCCUUAUAGUCAGUCACACUAAGGCAGCAUUUUUUUUAGUUUUACCUCCUUAUGCAGGCUAAUAAUUCAUGCUUGGUUCACAUAUUCGUGGCCCCAUCAUAUCUUACUAUUUUGUUUAUUUAUAUAUAGAUUAUGCUAUAUAAGGGGCUCCAUCAUCUAUGGCGAGAGUUAUAUUUUUGCAAGGGAUGGUAUGGUAUUAAUUAUAUCAUUUUCAAGGUUAAGAAGCAGAUAUAAUUUGUGUAAAUAAAAUAGUGUUUUGUCCUUGGCUCUUAGAAUACAAGUGUAUAUCCCUGUAAU
Gastrolobium bilobum is the source of this 5942-nucleotide messenger RNA. RefSeq lists its product as uncharacterized. Bases 51 to 5654 code for a protein of 1867 amino acids. The record is from RefSeq and is a predicted model, not a curated record. Lineage: Eukaryota; Viridiplantae; Streptophyta; Magnoliopsida; Fabales; Fabaceae. The transcript has 10 exons.